Messenger RNA from Saccostrea echinata, 1573 nucleotides. RefSeq lists its product as uncharacterized. The transcript has 8 exons. NCBI's taxonomy places the organism in Eukaryota, Metazoa, Mollusca, Bivalvia, Ostreida, Ostreidae. The record is from RefSeq and is a predicted model, not a curated record. Bases 1 to 1347 code for a protein of 448 amino acids.
AUGACAAGCUCACCAGUUCAGAAGGAUGUAUCCAGAAUAGAAUUUGACGUCCACAACAAGGAACUGAGGGAGGAAUCUUCAUUAUCCAAACAACAAAUUCACGAAGAAAUUGAACAACUUAUCAGAGCCAUGGAGAUCAACCCCGGUCAGUUUGAAAAUUUGGCCAAGAUGACCAGAAUGGCUAUUCCCUCGUCUUCUAUGAGCCCAGCUGUAAAAGAUGUGCACACUGCUGUCAAACUUCGCAAUGUUCACCCUCCAUCCGGAAUCCAUACAGGAAGUCAGAAACGGAGCUUUUACACGGACAGUGACACAGAACAGACUGCCACCCCACGGCCAUCAAGUUACCGUAGCUAUGACAAAACACAACAAACCAAAGACAACUCCCGGCUACUCUUUUACAGGGACCCUUUCCCGGGGGGAAUACCAGUGGGAGAGGAGUUUUCUGUGGAGAAUCGAGCUAAUCUAGAAAGGAUGAGAAACAGACAGAUGCACAGAGAAAAACUCCGGCUAGCCCAGGAGCAGAGUAGCUACACUGAUAAAAGGAAAAGAAUAUACACUAGAAAACAGCGAGACCAGAGGAGAGCGCAGCAAAUGGCAGGUCACGUCUUGUCUCCGGAGGUCAUGUCAGAUAUAGACAACAGAUACCCUCCGAGUGAUGUGGGGUCAGAAAAUCGGUGGCGCCGGAGCCGCAGUGGCUACUCUACCCCAGGGGGAAGUUGUGAUGAAAUGAAAUUGGGAAGAAACAUGAGAGCAGCUCCCCGUCACAUUAUAGACACCAUGGAUGCCCUCAGAUCAGCCAAUCAGCUCAGGGACAAGGACAAAAUAGAAAGACUUAACAGACAGCAACAGCUUCUACAACAACAGAGAGACCAGAGAAAGAAAUUCCUGGAAGAACAGAGACUACGUGAAAAAGCACAGCUGAUGGUGAACGAAGCCCUACUGACAGAAGAACUUAGUAAACACAAGUCAAAUAGAUCUAGUCGGGAAAGCUUAAACGGGUUAGGAAGGCGAUCUGUCUCAAAUACUUCCCUAGUGAAACGUUCAGUAUCUAAUGGUUCCCUGGCUAAAUGCUCUGUGUCCAAUGGUUCCCUAGCAAAUGCUGAUGGAGAAAUGGAAAAAGAGGACAAAAUGUCGGACAAGGUUGACCCUGAACCUGAGGGGCCCUCUCAAGGUCGGAUGUCAAGGCAGUCAAACCCAGCCUCAGAAAAAACGAACAAGAGUUCAGACUUUUUUGAUAAUGCAAGGAUUGAAGGCCAAGGGAUCCUGAAUGAUUCAGACAAUGCAGAAGAAAAUGAUAAACUGAUGUCUGCGAUACGCAGUGAAUAUCAGAGACUGAGUACGUCGUGAGGAUGAGAGGUCAUUCUCGUAUACUCAGUAUCGGGAUUCGUUUGAGCUCAUUAAGGUUGCAAGCUUUAUGUUAUCAUGUUUAUAUUAAAUAAAUGCAUACAUAACUUUGGUGCAUUUCCCUCGCAUUUUUGUCUGAAUAUUUUCAGUGAACAUAAAAAAAGAGCAUAGUUACUUUUUUGUGUGAAAAAAUAACAAUUAUUUGUGAUAUUACACGAAUGAGAUAAAA